UCCAAAGCACGGUGGUGAGGAGCCUCUGAAGCCCCGUAAGGGGCCAGGGGCUCCUCCCUGCAGAGUGUCUGAGGACCUGAGGCCUCACGCCGGCAGCUGCUGCUUGCUGUCCUGCAGGAUGGGGCUGCUUAACAGCAAGAAGCACGUCGCUGAGAAGGGCAAGGCCUGGAGCCCCACGAAGCCUGGGUCCCGGAGUCAGGCGCCCCCACCGCUGCCGCCCCUGGUCGUCUUUAACCACCUCACCCCUCCACCUCCUGACGAACACCCAGACCAAGAGGAGCAUUAUGUGGUGGCCCUGUAUGACUACGCUGCCAUGAACGACCGGGACCUGCAGAUGCGGCAGGGGGAGAAGCUGCAGGUCUUGAAGGGAACUGGGGACUGGUGGCUGGCCAAGUCGCUUAUCACCGGGAGAGAGGGCUACGUGCCCAGCAACUUCGUGGCCCCAGUGGAGACCCUGGAAGUGGAAAAGUGGUUCUUCAGGUCCAUCAGCCGGAAGGAGGCUGAACGGCAGCUACUGGCCCCCAUGAACAAGGCCGGCUCCUUCCUCAUCAGGGAGAGCGAGACCAGCAAAGGGUCCUUUUCCCUAUCUGUGAAGGAUGUCACUGCUCAGGGGGACAUAGUCAAGCACUAUAAGAUCCGCUCCCUGGAUGAAGGGGGCUACUACAUCUCUCCGAGGACAACCUUCCCCUCCCUCCAGGCCCUCGUGGAGCACUAUACUAAGAAAGGGGACGGCUUGUGCCAAAGGCUGACGCUGCCCUGUGCGACGCUGGCUCCACAGAAUCCCUGGGCACAGGAUGAGUGGGAAAUCCCCCGGCAGUCUCUCAAGCUGGUGCGGAAGCUCGGGUCCGGGCAGUUCGGCGAGGUCUGGAUGGGUUAUUACAAAAAUAACGUAAAGGUGGCCAUCAAGACCUUGAAGGAGGGAACCAUGUCCCCCGAAGCCUUCCUGGGCGAGGCCAACCUGAUGAAGACCCUGCAGCAUGAGCGGCUGGUCCGUCUCUAUGCCGUCGUCACCAAGGAGCCCAUCUACAUUGUCACCGAGUACAUGGCCCGAGGGUGCCUGCUGGAUUUCCUGAAGACAGAUGAAGGCAGCAGACUGUCCCUCCCAAGGCUGAUAGACAUGUCAGCCCAGGUCGCUGAAGGGAUGGCAUACAUUGAGCGCAUGAAUUCUAUUCACCGAGACCUGCGGGCGGCCAACAUCCUGGUUUCUGAGGCCUUGUGCUGCAAGAUCGCAGACUUCGGCCUGGCCCGCAUCGUAGACAGCGAAUACACGGGCAUGAGCAACCCUGAAGUCAUCCGCAACCUGGAGCGCGGCUACCGAAUGCCACGCCCCGACACGUGCCCGCCGGCCCUGUACCGCGAGGUGAUCUCCGAGUGCUGGCGUGGGCGCCCCGAGGAGCGGCCCACCUUCGAGUUCCUGCAGUCGGUGCUGGAAGACUUCUACACGGCCACGGAGGCCCAGUAUGAGUUGCAGCCCUAGUGAGGCCAGCGCCUCAGUGGGACACGGUGAGGACCGUGGGGCAGAGGCAGCUGCAGGGCGCCGCUGUGUCCAGACAGGCGCCUGUGCAUCCGGCUGGCGGAUCCCG
Messenger RNA from Octodon degus (degu), 1583 nucleotides. It is a transcript of the gene Blk, whose product is annotated as BLK proto-oncogene, Src family tyrosine kinase. Gene Ontology annotation, cellular component: extrinsic component of cytoplasmic side of plasma membrane. Gene Ontology annotation, molecular function: non-membrane spanning protein tyrosine kinase activity; signaling receptor binding; ATP binding. Gene Ontology annotation, biological process: cell surface receptor protein tyrosine kinase signaling pathway; innate immune response; protein phosphorylation. NCBI's taxonomy places the organism in Eukaryota, Metazoa, Chordata, Mammalia, Rodentia, Octodontidae. Bases 119 to 1477 code for a protein of 452 amino acids. The record is from RefSeq and is a predicted model, not a curated record. The transcript has 12 exons.